Molecule: messenger RNA, 6125 nt
Organism: Camelus dromedarius (Arabian camel)
Lineage: Eukaryota; Metazoa; Chordata; Mammalia; Artiodactyla; Camelidae
Gene: SETDB2
Product: SET domain bifurcated histone lysine methyltransferase 2
Exons: 14
Coding region: 1008-3125 (705 amino acids)
Biological process (GO): negative regulation of gene expression; heterochromatin organization
Cellular component (GO): nucleus
Molecular function (GO): zinc ion binding; protein binding; histone H3K9 methyltransferase activity
Source: RefSeq, a predicted model, not a curated record
GGCGUGGACCCCCGUGGAGUGAGCAACCAAUUGCUUCCCCGCCAGUCGGUGUCCGACUCCUCCCACUUAGGGUUCGUCUUUGGUAGGCCUGGAUGUUAGAGAUCCCGCGGUCCUCCCUCCCCGGGUGAGGCGAGGCGGGACAGUUGUUGCUGAGGUGAGGUCUAGUAACCGGUGUGGUACUUCCCGGCCAAGGGGCACCGGGCCGUAGGGUCUCCGCGGCGCGGAGUGGGAGAGGAGCUCGACCCGCGAGGGAACCCAGCCUCGCCACCGGAGCGAGCGGAGGGCAGCACUCAGGUCUGGUGGGCGGCGUGGAAAGCGCAGUCGAGCCAGUGUAACCGAGGCACGGCCGUGGGUGGCCCUUCCGACGGUUCUUUCCGCCCAGCACCCGGGAACUUGGCGGAGCUCUCGGCCGCGUGGAUCCCAGUCCUUGCAGCCUCGUCCUUUCACCCAUGUGCAGUCCCGCGCUGGAGAAGGGACCGCGGGUGCUCUGAGCUCUCAACCCCCAUUUCAGUGUCUUGUCACCCCGUGCAUACCUUCAUAUAAGGUGAUUCCUAAGCAGCUGGGAACCUGAGGCUGUAAAAGGGGCUGCGGGAAAUGGACUGCAGUCCAAAAUCCAGAAGCAGAACUUGACGGUUUAAUCACUGACCCAUUUCACAGAAUGUUUCAUGCAUUCAUGGACCAAAAGAUGGAGUUGAUUUUUAUUUUUAAAAAGAUAUUGUCAGUGAUCUGAUACGCCUAUAAGUAUUCAUCUGAUGAAGAUGCACGAACUUGUCAUUAAGUUGGAUUAGUGAUCAAUUCUGAAAAUUUCUUCAACUACGAUCUCUACUUGAAAAUUCAAAUAUCAAGGAAUAUUUGGUUUAGAAUGCUAUAAUGAUGUAUUUUCUCUGAGGACUGCAAAUUUCAUAGAGACCACAGUUGGAUUCCAGUUAUAUUCUCCAAUCAAAGUGAUUCAGUUCUUUGAUAAAGUUAAUUUUGAAGAUUUUCAUUUCUGUAAACGACGCCAAAAGAUGGGAGAAAAAAAUGGUGAUGCAAAAACUUUCUGGAUGGGGCUGGAAGAUGAUGGAAAAGUGGAUUUCAUAUUUGAACAAGUGCAAAAUGUACUGCAGUCACUGAAACGAAAGAUCAAAGAUGGGUCUGCCACAAAUAAAGAAUACAUCCAAGCAAUGGUUCUAGUGAAUGAAGCAACUAUAAAUAACAAUUCAACAUUGAUAAAGGGUCACACGUCUGUGGCCGAGAAUGCACAGGAAAAGAAAUCAAGGUCAUUGCCAUCUACGUCAUAUGAAGACUCCUUUCCAGAAGACCGUACCUCUCUACCUACAGAAAAUAAGGAAACUCCCCCUCUGGAAAAUAAAAUUGCAGACUUUAGAGAAAAAGAAUCAUCUUCAAAUUUAUCUUACCGAAGUCAUGCCUGCUCUGGUGCCUGUCUGAUGAAAAUGCCGCUAACCUUCAAGGGAGAAAACCCUUUGCAGCUACCAAUCAAAUGCCACUUCCAAAGACGACAUGCGAAGACAAACUCUCAUUCUUCAGCACUCCACGUGAGUUAUAAAACCCCUUGUGGAAGGAGUCUACGAAACGAGGAGGAAGUUUUUCGUUACCUGCUUGAGACAGAGUGUAACUUUCUAUUUACAGAUAACUUUUCUUUCAAUACCUAUGUUCAGUUGACUCGGAAUUACCCAAAGCAAGAAGAAAUUGUUUCUGAUGUGGAUAUUAGCAAUGGAGUGGAAUCAGUGCCCAUUUCUUUCUGUAAUGAAAUUGACAAUAGAAAGCUUCCACUGUUUAAGUACAGAAAGACUAUGUGGCCACGAGCAUAUUAUCUAAACAGCUUUUCCAACAUGUUUACUGAUUCAUGUGACUGUUCUGAGGGCUGCAUAGACAUAACUAAAUGUGCAUGUCUUCAACUGACAGCAAGGAAUGCCAGGACUUGCCCCUUGUCAAGUAAUAAAAUAACCACUGGAUAUAAAUAUAAAAGACUACUGAGACAGAUACCUACUGGCAUUUAUGAAUGUAGCCUGUUGUGCAAAUGUAAUCGGCGAAUGUGUCAAAACCGAGUUGUCCAGCAUGGACCUCAAGUGAGGCUGCAAGUGUUCAAAACUGAGAAGAAAGGAUGGGGAGUACGUUGUCUUGAUGACAUUGACAGAGGGACAUUUGUUUGCAUUUAUUCAGGAAGAUUACUAAGCAGAUCUAACACCGACAAACCUGAUGCUAUUGAAGAAAAUGGAAAAGAAGAGAAUAUUACGAAAAAUAUGUUUUCAAAAAAGAGGAAAAUAGAAGUUGCAGAUUGUGAGGUUGAAGUUAUCCCGUUAGAAUUGGAAACGCAUCCCGGAAGCGCUGUGACUGAGGCAUGUCCACCUAAGCUCCACCUUCAUCCCAAGGAACCUACUGCAGAAAUGAAAUGUAACAAUAUUUCAAGAAUUCAAUAUCAUUCAGUCAUUAGAAGUCCUAAAACCAAGACGACCAUUAUUCAACACAAUGGGAAAAAGAUGGGAUUUACUUCCUCAGAGUCUGUAACCUCAGAAGAUACUGGUGGAUUUAAAUCGACCCAGCUACAUCUGAACUCUAAAGCCAAGGAAAUGAGAAAGGACUCAAGCUCAAAUCAAGUUGAAGAUUCUGAAGACAACCUUUGGAUUGAAUCAGAUGUGAUAGAUAUAACAAAAUGUAGAGAAGAAACUCCACCAGGGGGCAGAUGUAACCAGGCAGUCACACUGGAUAAUCAGAAUGUUACAAAGGAUUUUAAGGUUCAAAUACAAAAACUCCAAGAGGAAAAAUCCGCGGCAUGUCAAAACCAGCAAGUCUUUUGUGAUAAAAAGUUGCCAAGUGAAACCAAGAAUGCUUCGUCUGAUUCUCUAAAGAAGUUCAGUAAAGGGAAUGUGUUUUUAUUGGAUGCCACAAAAGAAGGAAACGUGGGCCGCUUCCUUAAUCAUAGCUGUUGCCCAAAUCUUUUGGUACAGAAUGUUUUUGUAGAAACACAUGACAGAAAUUUUCCAUUGGUGGCGUUCUUCACCAACAGGUAUGUGAAAGCAAGAACAGAACUAACAUGGGAUUAUGGUUAUGAAGCUGGGACUAUGCCUGAGAAAGAAAUCCUCUGCCAAUGUGGGGUUAAUAAGUGUAGGAAAAAAAUAUUAUAAAUCUGUAGCUAAUGCCUGUUCAUGAAAUUAGCUUAUCAGACUGAAAUUAGAGCCUUGCAAAAGAACCCCCAGUGGUCAGUGGAAUAAAUUUAGGUUGUAAUCCAUCAAGAGAAUUCCUCUCAGUUUACCCUUGUUGGGGAGUUCACUUGCAUAACUUAGAAAUGUUAGGAACAAAAUAAGGACAUUUUCAUAUGCAUUGGGUAUCUCUUUAUUCUUACUGCUGUUUGACUUUACAUGAGUAGGAUGGAAGUGUAUAUUUUAUAUGAAAUACCAGUAUAUAAUUUGUAACUUAUUUAUAAAUUAUAUAUUAAGAAAAACAAAUAUCACAGUUGAUUUCAGCUCUUCUUACUGCUUUUGUAAUUAUUAUCUUUGACUUUCAUGGCCCCUAAAGGGCCAAAUUUCAUAUCUUUACCUACAAUAUUUAUUUAUGUUUAAUUCCUGGCAAAUAAUUCAGCAUUAUGAGCCAUAAGAUGGACAACAGAGCCUAAAGAAUAUGUCAAAACUAACUUUAUGCAUAUUACUUCGUGUAUUUUAAUACUAGUUGGACAAGCUAAAUCUGGCUCCUUGAAACACUAUCCAAUCAAUCCACCGAGUGCAAAGAGAGAGACGCUCUCCUGUGGGGAAGGUUUUGGCACACUCUUUGAGAUGAAAGCUUCUCUUCACUCCUUCAGUACAAAUACUGAAAGGAAAAGAGGAAAAAUAAACUUGGAAAAAUUGGAGUAUUUUUGUUUUAGACAGAGUCAUAAGAAAAGGAGACCUAGAAAAUAGACUUGGCUUAUUUAGGCCAGAAGUGAUUGUGCUGGGCAAAAAUUUCACUUAACAAAACAGAACAAUUCUACUGAGCUGCAAAGUCUGAAACAGAGCCUUGGACUCUCCUGGGCAUGAUGUGCAAAUUAUUUUCCUAAAGAAGAAGGGAGGUACUUUGCUGUAGGUUACCUAGCCAUGAGUGUCUAGUGGAAAGGGGAUGAGAAUCUCCAAGAGUUAAAACUAAUUUUAUCCAUGACAAAGAUGCACAUUUGGCUGCCAGGAACUUCCCCCCUUGGAACCAGGAUGGGAAUACUGGCUCAAAAAGGAGUAAUUAAAAGUAGUCCUGAGUUUUGAAGGGGUUUUUUCCUUUUUUUCUGAACUCAGUUCUGGGUUUAGUUUGGUUAUCUUCCAAACAAAAAUCUAUUCUAAGUUUGGGCCCAAGUUAAUUUCUUUAAAAAUACUGAAGUAAACAAAAAAUUGACUUGAAAUUGGUUUAGGGAGUGGGAAACCAAAGAGCUAGGAAAUGGAGCAAAAAAACUCAACCCAACAGCCAGUGGACAGUUGAGAAAAGUUGAAAAGUCCAUUUAUUCACAGUAAAGAUGGCAGGACUUUUAGGCAGUGCACUAAGAUAAAGUGAAGACAUUUGAUAAGUAUGGAAAAUGUUUUUGUGCACAAAUCUGACAUCUUGAUCUGCUUCGGUGUGUACUUGUUCACAGUCAUCAUCUUCCAUCAGCGUGCUAGAAACUCUCUUUGUCGCUCUUAUGUCAGAUCUGUUUCUGAUUAAAUCCCAUUGUUUCCCUUUUCCUUGAUUUACCUCCACAUCCUGAUGAAACAAUCCUACAGUAGCUUUUGAAAGAGAAAAAUGAGAAAUAUUUUGAGACUUGUAUGUUUGAACAUGUUAUUUUACUCUUAUACUUGAUUUCUAUUUUGGCGGGGUAUAGAAUUCUUGAGUAGCUUCCAUGCCCAAUUUUGAACACAUCUGCUAGACUCCAGUGUUGCUGCUGUGAAGUCUGAAAAUAUCCUACCUCUGGGUUAUAGGGUGACUAUUGGAAGUCACAUGCCGUUCUUUUUCUUAUCCUUUGUAUAUGUGACCAGCUUUUAUCUCUCUUCAAACUUAAAGCAUUCUCUUUGUCCCAAUGUUCUGUUCUCAGUAAGUCAUUGUCAUCCCUUGUACCAGGUGCUUGGUGGGAUCUUUCAAAUGAAAACUUUGUUCUUCAGAGAAAUUUUCUUGAGCUAUUUCUUUAAUGAGUCCUUAUCUGUUCUCUUUCUGGAAUUCCUGUUAUCCAGGAUUGGGUCUCUUAUUUUCUUAUUUUCUCUCUUAAUUUCCAGCUUUGUCUUCUUGCUCUACUUUCUGGGAGAUUUCCUCAACUUAAUCUUCCAAUUUGUCUAUUGUGGUUUUGGGGGGAGAGUUGGGGGGGGUCUCAUUUUUUUAUUUCUAGAGCUUUCUUUUCUUCUCUGAAUAGCAUCCUAUUUUUGGUUCAUGGUUGCAGUAUCUUAUCUCUUUGAAAAUACUGUAGUAUAACACACCCAUACAGGCAUUCAUAACAAUUUUUUUUCUUCUUGAGUAUUCUGUGACCUCCAAGGUUUGUUUCUUUGUUUCAAUUUGGUAUUUGUCUUUCAUGGUUUAGUCUUUCCUUGGUUAGUGAUCUUGGCAGUCUGCUCAUACCUAAGGGUGGAACACUGGAAAACUGAGAUUAUAAACUGAGAGUUUGGGAAAGGGUUCUUCCACUAAAAUUAUUUCGCCAUGACCUAGCUGAACUAUUCAGUCCUAAUUCAGCCUCUUUAGGACUUUCUUUUUGGCCUGGCAAGGAGACCUCUUCAGUCUUCCUGCUUGAAGGCAAAAACAAAACAAAACAAAAAAACCCAAAACUUUGCUGCCAGAGCCUUCUCUUUUCUCCCUUUUUGCAGCCCCACAGUCUUGCUUCUGUAAUCCAUUUUUGUGUUUGUCAAGACUACCCGCAUUAUCCUUUUAAAUAUUGUUUCUCUUUUCGCUCCCAAAUUUGCCUCCUUUCCUCUGUUUAAAACCUGCUCAAAAAGCAAGACCUCCAGGAGUUUUCAUUUGAUUAUUUCCUCAGCAAACCGCAAACUACUACACGCUUGUUUUCCAAAGCAACUUAUUUUUUAACUAAUUUAAUUAUAUGAAAUUUAUGUUCUCUUCAUGUGUAUUUGUUGUAUGCACCAAAAACCUCGUCUUGUAUGGUGCUGUGUACCCCAUGGGUGCUAAAUAAAGGCUUGCGACUAGCAACUGGAAUU